AUGAAGUCUUCAAGUUUAGGAGCAAUAUUUUUUGCUGCCUUCCUAUUGCAGACUGUAGUUUCUGGAAUCACAAAAACCAAUUUAGAUAUCUAUAACACUACUGUAAGAAAUAUCACAUACUUUUCAGGCGGCGAUUAUGGUAUCGAAUGGCGUGCUAAUAUAACUAUUCACGAACAUGCAGCCUUUAUAUAUUACAAUUACGAUAUGCAUGGGUAUAAUACCUUCUUUGAAAAUAAUGGUAUAUAUUAUUGUCAAAAUAUCGGUGGUUAUCCAUAUUUUCAAAAAGAUCAUAUUUCCGGUCUGACUUAUAAACUUAAUGAAGGUACAGACGUCGGGGGAUUUAUUAAUAGUGGUACCUUUGUUUAUAAUGAUAACAAUACCGCAUGUAGUCAACCUACUUAUACGAUACAUGGACAUUACUUUAUUAAUGAAGGUACAUUUAUUAUGGCAGGUUCUCAAGCAUGUGAUGGAUCGACAAAUAGUAUUAAACCAUUCGGAAUUUUUCACAAUACUGGUGUCCUCUCAUAUUUUCAAUAUUUUAUGACUACCGGUAAUGCACCGAGUACAUACUGGGGUUCUGAUUCGGCUUGUAGUACUAAUGUGGCUACUGUUGUCAACAAUGGUUCGCUUUGUUUGUGGAACAAUAACCCAGUAUAUCAAAAUUCUCCAUAUGCUGGAAAUGGAUGUAUUGACAUUGGUAAUCAAAGUACAUUUGUUAUGAGGUGUCAACAUAUGUUUGGUCAGGAUGGUGUCUUACAAACAAUUUUGCUUAGUACAAAUACUUCUGUGUUGUAUAUUCAGAAUCCUGAAGACGCUUCUCGUCCACCCGCAACUCCAUAUAUUUUAAGUGGAUGGGGAAAUAAAAAUCAGCUUACUAUCAAUUCUGGAAGUCCAACUUGGACUUACGAUGGUAAUAUUUUAACUAUUACUGUUCCACAUAAUAAAUUCCAGUUUAUCAUUGGUCCUGGAUAUGACCCGAAUUUGAUAAGUUGGAGUAAUGGAAAAUCCUGUAAUAAUCUAGGGUUAUCAGGUGCUCGUUUCGUAUACAAUGCUCCUCCUCCAGAUAGUUCAAGACCAAGCGCAUGUUUAGUAUGUCCAACUGCUGUUCCUUUAGUAUAUGAUCUUCUUAUGGAUCAACCUGAUUACACGACUACUUGGACAACCACAAAUGCAGAUGGUUCAGUAGAAACUAAGUCUGGUCAAUUUAGAUAG
Molecule: messenger RNA, 1212 nt
Organism: Scheffersomyces amazonensis
Lineage: Eukaryota; Fungi; Ascomycota; Pichiomycetes; Serinales; Debaryomycetaceae
Exons: 1
Coding region: 1-1212 (403 amino acids)
Source: RefSeq, a predicted model, not a curated record